Molecule: messenger RNA, 3591 nt
Organism: [Torrubiella] hemipterigena
Lineage: Eukaryota; Fungi; Ascomycota; Sordariomycetes; Hypocreales; Clavicipitaceae
Source: the annotation of a GenBank genome assembly
CCCGCUGCGGAGCAAAACUUCGCAAGGCUGAUGGUAGCGUUUGGCGGAAGCGAAAAAAAAAAUUCGGUACUCAAACCUCAGCGAGCGCCAUCACCGGAAACAGCCCGCCAGCACUUUCCCACGCGUUGACGAAACAUCCGGGUCUGCAUUAUCCAAUCAAUAGACGCGGCCUCUACAGACUCGAUAGUUUUGCACAAAACCUCUACAAUGGAUUCGUCGUCGGGUCAGGUGAAGGUCAUUUUCACCACGAACGAGCCGGACCUCGUCCUGCCCGAGUCCAAGCAGCAGUUGCUCGUGCCCGCAGAUAUCAAGCGCUAUGGCCUCUCUCGUAUCCUCAACUCCGAGUCUAUGCUCGACACCAGCUCCGCCGUCCCCCUCGACUUUCUCGCCAACGGAACCUUCCUCACCACGUCCAUCGAAGACUACCUCUCACUCAAUGGCCUGUCAUCCGAAUCUACUCUCACCCUGACCUACGUCCGGAGCUUGCUGCCUCCUGUUUACGAGGCAAGCUUCGAGCACGACGACUGGGUCGGCUCUGUUGACGUGCUUUCUGCCACCGCCCCGGCCGCAAAGGUCGCCGGCGACAAAGCCGUCAACGAGAGAGUCGCCAGUGCCUCGUACGAUGGCCUCGUCAGAAUAUGGAACCCUUCAGGAGAUGUUAUUGCUACUUCUAGCUCUGCUCACUCUCUUCGCCUCAACGCAGUUAAGUGGCUUUCGCCCACCGCCCUAGCCUCCGCUGGCAUGGACCGCAAGGUUGUUGUUUGGGACUAUUCCGAGGCCGACGAUGGCUUUUCUGGCUCUCUGAAGCCCAACAUGGAGCUCUGGGGACACAAGAAAAUCAUUCACACAGUCGAUGCCAACGUAUCGACAAAGCGCAUCUUGACUGCUUCUUCAGAUGGCCAGAUUGGUCUCUGGUCUACCUCGAAACGCACCGCUCCCCAGGCCGACCCUGAGAGCUUGCCCUCUGCUUAUACUACAAAGAAGGCCAAGAUCGCCGCAUCUGCUUCGACUGCCCAGCGUGGCCCUCUUACCAUGAUCCCCGUUCACGACGACGUCGUCUCCGCUGCUAUUUUCCACCCGAACGACUCUACAGUUGCGUAUACAGCUUCGCAAGAUCACACUGUCAAGACGGUGGACUUGACCACCCAGCGCGAGGUUUCCCGUUUAACCACAAUGCAUCCUCUUCUGUGCGCGGCGGCCUUGCCUGGACGUAACAUUAUUGCGGCUGGUUCCUCUGCGCGACACAUUACCAUUCUCGAUCCUCGCGAGUCGGCCGCCUCCACCGCCGCCAUGACCCUCCGUGGACACGUCAACAUGGUCGUCUCAGUGGCCGCAUCGCCGGAAAAUGACUACUCCCUUGUGUCUGGUUCGCAUGACAGCACUUGCCGCGUGUGGGAUCUCCGCAGCGUCCGCCCUGCUACUGCUGAAGAGGGCGGCGGCAGCGUCUCCAGCGCCGUCUAUACCAUUGGCCGCGAGUGGCUUAAGAACAAGAAGCUUCCCGCUGCUGGUGACGGUGCCAAGGUUCUCAGCGUCGUCUGGGACAAGACUUGGGGUAUUGUCAGUGGUGGUGAGGACAAGAAGGUACAGGUCAACAGAGGAAGAGGACUGCUUGCACAAUAGAUACUUUUUUUAUUUGCAUGUUCAGGAGUAAAACUUGUAUAUAUACCAUUAGAUCUAACAUUGAGUUGCAAACGUUGUGUGCUCCAUCAGGACAUUUGUCUGUUCGUGUGUUACUGUUCAUCAUCUUGUUGGCACGCUGCCAGUAGUUUUGCAUACUUGGGCCCAUCUGCAACACCGUCGUCCAACAAACUCAAAACUUCAUCUCGAAGACGGGUUGGGUCGUAGGGCAACUCCUCCGUCAAGAUAGAAUCCAAAAUAUACCUAGUAACAGUGUUGAGUUUUAGCGGAGGGUCCCUCAAAAGCUCUGCCAUUUCUUCCGGAGUUAGAUUUUUGUUAUGAUACCACAUGUAAUAGGAUCGCAGCGCCGCUCGCGGUGUCCGUACUUCCUUAUUCGUUUUGUCUGCUCUGUACCCAAUAGCUAGGUCAUCUGCUGCAAUUAUUCUAGAAUCACGAUCAUCGGGAGCAGACAAGCUGUUUGCUUUCGGCCGUUUUGGAGGCCGCUGUGGUGUUAAUAGCAUAGUAGAAGUAUCCAAGCCAGCGUCUGUCGCAAGUUCAUCGUCAGAAAGUUCGAGAAAAUCAUCGUCUGAGCUUGUUGCAAGAUCCGGUAGCGGGAUAGGACGGUUUAAUUCUAAAUGGAACGGCCUGUCAGGACAAGGAUCAAGUCUGCGACGCUUGUCCUCCAACACAUGAUACAGCUGAAUCCCAGCAUAUGCAUCAGAUGCAGAGUCUGUAAUAUACAACAUUAGCUAGUAUCAAUAAUUUGAGCCGCAUACACUUACACUUGAUCUGCUUUUCGUUUAAUGCACGCGUCCAGUUACUUUCUCGCACUGACGGUCCUUUGUACAUUGGCAACCGCAGUACUUCUUUGACCAGCGUUGCCAAUGCAACAGGAACCUUAUUGAUUAGGUGCCGUUUCCCUUCUGGAAGGUACUUCACAACCUUAUACAGGUGACCCAAUUCAAAUAUGCCCCGUGUGGUGACGCCUAGCUUGUUUUUCAUCCGGGUGCAGUCGCCAGCAAUGUUGACGCCAACUUUGGAUACUUCGGGAUUUUCCAUGAUGGACCGAAAUAUUGGGCCAAUGAAGUCAUCUUUCUUGAAGAGGGCAAUGUGGAAAAGACCAAUCCGACUGGGGCUAGCCACUUGAAUGAGAGACACAGUUUCUCGCGGCCCAGCACUGCGGGGUGCGUAGGCCAUCCAUUCCAGAUCAAAUCCCAGAACAGGCUCAUUGAGGAAGUACUUUUGACACACUUGCUCCAUUGUGUGCUUGCUGGUACAAUAGUGUACUUUAACCUUCUCAAGCGCGCCGUCGUCGUUCAGCCUCUCAUACAUUGUAUGAGACCAGAAAGAUGCCGGUGAUCCUGGCUCACAUACACUUGCAAGAUGAAAUAGUCGAUCCGACAUAUGAAAUUGCAAAUCGUGAGCUUUCUCAGCUGCGUUGUUCUCCUCUUUAUCAACAGAACUCGUAUUUUGGUCAACAUUGGAGCUCGACACGGAGUCAUUUAGAAGCUGUUGCUCAGAGAAUGCUGCAGUUCUUUUCUGCUCUGGUAGGUUUCCACCUGCCUUGCUCAAGUCGUUGGCAUACUUUGUUUCAGUGGAUUGAUGAAAAUAACGAGACAUGUCCAGAGUCGGGUAGAGCGUCGGUUCCUUUGGUUUGGGAGAGAAUCUUAUGCCAUUUUGCGGGCUCCAUAGUUGAUUUGUAGGACUUUUGUUCAUACUGCCACACGAAGUCAAAGGCCGCGAUAAUAUCGAGAACGGAGCUCUAGGUCGUGAGUCUAGAUGAUUUACAGCAAACGUCCUGGUGCACGCAGCUUGACGAUGCCGGAGCUUGGUCAUGAAUCUCAGGUCGUUUGUUGACACUGCAAGAACAUACCCAUGGCUGAGGCGACGUGCCAGCCAAUGGAUAUACCCUUGAAUCACGGUGUCUUGCUUUUAGGCAUCAACCAAGCUAAAAGGCAGGCCGCAAUAAUUGGC